Messenger RNA from Spathaspora passalidarum NRRL Y-27907, 1311 nucleotides. RefSeq names its product protein-lysine N-methyltransferase. Gene Ontology annotation, molecular function: protein-lysine N-methyltransferase activity; protein binding. The transcript has a single exon. The coding region runs from base 1 to 1311 and encodes 436 amino acids. NCBI's taxonomy places the organism in Eukaryota, Fungi, Ascomycota, Pichiomycetes, Serinales, Debaryomycetaceae. The record is from RefSeq and is a predicted model, not a curated record. Gene Ontology annotation, biological process: peptidyl-lysine trimethylation; peptidyl-lysine monomethylation.
AUGAUCCAUCUCGACACUAAAUUGGUGUCGCUACUAGAAUGGAUUCACAAUACUCAAGAUGAGAAGCUUAAGCCUUCGUCAUAUUCGUACAUUUCACCCAAGCUUGAAGUCCGUGAUGUUAAAGGGUCGGGUAGAGGUAUUUACACCAAUGGCCAUCUCAACAAGUCAGAGUUGGUAAUACGUAUCCCACCGUCAUUCUUACUUAACACAACAACUGUGUUGUCUCAUAUUUCCAAGUACAAUACAAUUGCAAGUCUAUCCACCUCCAACAUUUACACUCCGUUUGAAACAAUUCAUGAUGAAUUCACCAAGAUCUAUGAAUCACUAACUAAAGAAGAAUUACUCGACCUUUCGUCGUUUCAAUUGUUAGGAAUGUACAUUACUAUAGAAACUCAACGAGGCAAGUCCUCCUUCUGGAAACCAUUCCUUGACAUGUUACCUUCUAUAGCAGACUUUGAAUUAAUGCCAUUGGUAUGGCAGAUCAACAACCAACACGAUCUCCUUGAUUUACUUCCACAACCAAUCAGAAAAACCAGCGAGAAAGUAUAUACAAGGUUUACGUCAGAUUACAAUACAGUGACAGCUCUUCUCCAGACAAAAAUUGACAAUACAGAAGCAGUUCUUCCCCUCGACCAGUUCCUCCUUGCUUGGAUUUGUAUUAAUUCCCGUUGUCUUUACAUGAACCUCCCCACAUCCAAAUCAGCAAGUGAUAAUUUUACCAUGGCUCCAUACGUUGAUUUUUUGAAUCAUUCGCCUAAUGAUCAUUGUACUUUGAAAAUUGAUGGUCGUGGGUUUCAAGUGUUUUCCACAUGUGCUUAUUCCGAAAAUGAACAAGUGUAUUUAAGUUAUGGUCCUCAUAGCAACGACUUUUUGCUUUGCGAAUAUGGGUUCACUAUUUCUGAUAAUAAGUGGAAUGAUUUGGAUGUCACAGAAUACUUGAGGCCUUUGUUCACUAGUGAACAGAAACGAUUCUUGAAAGAACAUGAUUAUUGGGGUAACUAUACUGUGAAUAAAGAAGGGAUAUCGUUUAGAACAGAGGUUGCAUUGGCUGUUCUACAGGAGAAUACACCAACUGAAUCAAGAAAGUUGAUGGGGUUGAUCAACGGUAUAACUGAUGGAGUGGUAUUCAAACUUAAAUCAGAUAUACUUCUUAAAACUAUAUUAAACAAAGUGAUUCACGAAGCAGAACAGUAUAAACAUCUUGAGUUCAAUAACGAAACAGACUUAGUCACUAGAGAAAGAAAGAAGGUUAUUGGCGGGUUAUAUAACGAUAGAGUAACCAUUGCAACGAAUGUACUUUCGAAUCUAUAG